AUGCCCAAGAGAGGAAAUAGAAGAACAAGAGGCUCAUCAAGAGGUGGAAGAGGUGGAAGUAGAGGUGGAUCAUCAACAAGAAAAAUAAGAGGAAACAAGGGAAGAUCACCGAAUAAUAAUACAAGAUCAUAUAAUAAUUCCUCAUCAUCACAAUAUCAAGAAUUAUUUGGAGAUGAUUCAAUAUAUAUACCUGGUAAAAGAGGUGAUGGUUCAAUGGCAUCAAUGGCUCAAAAUAUAGGAAGAAGAAAGUAUAGUCAUUUUGAUGAAGAAAUAAAUUAUACAGAAGAUAAUAGAGUUAAUCUAAUGUCAAAAAAGUUUAGAGAUCGACCUAUUGAAUUUAUAAAAGCUAAAGAAGUUUAUGAUCCAAAUAUUGUAUUACAUAAAUUAUCUGAACAAAACAAAACGGAAUUUUUUAGUAAGAACGAAUUUGGUGAUAUUAUUGAUGAAGAUUUUAAAAGUAUUUCAUUAGAUGAUUCUGGAGAAGAAUUAGAGGAAGAAGAAGGUGAAGAUGAUGAGUUUGAAGAUUUUGAAGAGCUUGAAGAAUUUGAAGAAUUUGAAGAAGGUGAAUACGAGGGUGAGGAUUUGGAUAACGAAGUACAUGACUAUGACUCAACUUUCGAGAAUGAGAAUGACAUCAAUAACGAUUCUGAUGAAAUUGAAGUUGAAGUGAUACCGAAGUCUAUGGUUAAAGAAGAAGAAGAAGAAGAAGAAGAAGAAGAGAAAUACAGUUUGGACGAACAAGAAACGAAUAAACCUAAAGCUAAUUUGCGAUUGCUGGAAGAACAAGUCGAUGAGAGUAUGAAAGAAAACAAUAUUGGGUUUAUACGGAAAAACCUUGAGCAGGAGCCUGAAAAUUUGGAAAAGGUUAUGCUGAACGACGAGGUCAAAAUUGAAGAAGAAAUUGAAGAGGCAGCUGAAGUCGCACGAGAAGAAAUUGAAGAGGCAGCUGAGGUCGCACAAAGAGAAGUUGAAACAAGUAUUCAAACAACAGCUGAAGAAAAACCAGUAGCCGAACCUUUAGAAGAGACUCAGGAUAACAACAAAAAAGAUAAUAAUAGUGAUGAGGAAUUCGAAAUUUUCAUUGAUGAUCCAAAAUAUGAAACAAAAUCAAUAAUAGAUAUUCUGACUCAACCAACUACAGUAGACGAAGGUGAAGAAAAUGAGAUUGUGGAGUCAGAUCCAGAAUAUGGAUACCUUGAAGACGAUUAUGAGUUUGAUGUAUCCAAGAUUGAAGUAAAUAAUGUAAGAUUUGGUAUCCAGAAUCAAUACCACGUAAAAUGUUUCGAUUUGACUGGAUUUGAAGAUGAAUUUUGUUGGGUUGAUGAAGAUGAUGUUAUACAAUUUGUUUUAUUCAAGGGUGUAAAAGAAAAAAGAUUAGGCAAAUUCUUAUCAUAUAUCACAAAGGGAAUGAUAGACCAAGAGGAGCCGGAGGAACCAGAAGAUGAUGUAUAUAUUUCAGAUAGUUCACUGGAAGAAGAAGAUAGUGAAGUUGAAUUUGACAAGCAUCAAGAUGAUUAUCCUUAUGAUUCAGAUGAACAACCAGAUGAUGAUAAUUUGGAAGAUCUUAUAGCGUAUUCAAAAAUAAGUAGUCAAGGAUUAGUAUCGAUGUUAGAUCACGAUUUUUCCCAAAAUAUACCGGCCAAAAAGAGAUCAAAGUUUGAUUCAUUAGAUAUUGAUCCAGAUAUGCAGGAAAUUUUGACUAGACAAUUAAACAACUACAACAGGAACAAAAAACUUAAAAAACAUGAUAAAAAGCAACAAGAUUUGGAAGAAGCGAUACUAAAAAACGAUAUGCUUAUUAAAUACCCAGUCAAAAUAACAAUAAAAGAAGUAAAUAAAGAAUUCGAUUCACUUUUAAAAGAUGAAUCAAGAACAACUUUAAGUUUUCCCACACUUGAUUCUCAUGCACAUAAAAUUAUAACCAAAAUGGCUCAAUGUUAUAAUAUGAAAGUAGAUAAAUGUGGACGUAAAAACAUUCGUCACUACUUAAAGAUCUCCAAAACCAAAACAACAUAUAAAUAUUUCCCAAAUUAUGAUAAAAUUCAAAUACUUUUACGAGGAAGACCAUUUUUCAAUAGAAUAGAUAUAAAUAAACCUAAAAAGGAGAAAAUCACCAAGAGUGGUGGUGGUAAUGAUUCUAAAGCGAAAUUUAAAGAAGGUGAUAUUGUUGGUGCAGAAGCUCCUGAAAUUGAUACCACCAACUUGGGUAGACAAAUGUUGGAGAAAUUAGGAUGGAGUGCUGGUCAAGGUUUAGGUGUUGGUAAUUCGGGGAUUAAUGAACCUAUUGUUGCUAAAGUUAAAAUGUCCAAAACUGGUAUUCGUUAA
Lodderomyces jiufengensis is the source of this 2325-nucleotide messenger RNA. RefSeq lists its product as uncharacterized. The transcript has a single exon. Bases 1 to 2325 code for a protein of 774 amino acids. The record is from RefSeq and is a predicted model, not a curated record. NCBI's taxonomy places the organism in Eukaryota, Fungi, Ascomycota, Pichiomycetes, Serinales, Debaryomycetaceae. Gene Ontology annotation, molecular function: nucleic acid binding.